Talaromyces proteolyticus is the source of this 2097-nucleotide messenger RNA. Its product is annotated as putative metalloreductase. Gene Ontology annotation, biological process: intracellular iron ion homeostasis; copper ion import; iron ion transport. Bases 1 to 2097 code for a protein of 698 amino acids. Gene Ontology annotation, cellular component: plasma membrane. NCBI's taxonomy places the organism in Eukaryota, Fungi, Ascomycota, Eurotiomycetes, Eurotiales, Trichocomaceae. Gene Ontology annotation, molecular function: ferric-chelate reductase activity. The transcript is spliced from 2 exons. The record is from RefSeq and is a predicted model, not a curated record.
AUGUCAGGUAUGGACAUGGGUGGUAUGUCCAGCGGGAAUGGCAUACCUACCCUAUUUGACUUCCAACAGUACUACUGGGCGGUCGUUGGCGCUGCUAUUGCUAUUGCCGCAGUGGUGAACGUGCUGGAUCGCUUCCUCGCAUAUCAACGACUCUGCGAUAAGUCAUCCACCCCAUCCAAACCAAAAUCGAUUUUCUUCAGUACGUAUGCAACUAUUACGGCUACGGCCAGAGAAGUGGCAAAUACGACACUCCGACCUAUCGCUCUUGGAAACUGCACUCUUCGUCUAGCGCCCUUGGGCCCUGUGUCCCUGGUGUUGGCUAAUUUGGUCACCAUCAUAGUAAUGAUGUUCUAUGGCUUUGACACCUUGGACAACUAUAGUUGGGAGAAUAUCGGAUACCGUGCCGGUUACAUGACUAUAUGCCAGUUGCCUCUGGUGAUUUUAUUGGCGGGGAAACAGAAUAUUAUCGGUUUGUUGACAGGAACCAGUUAUGAACGUCUCAGCUGGUAUCACCAGUGGAUUUCUCGAACAUUGUGGCUAUCAGCGACUAUCCACAUGGGAUUUUGGUUCAGGGAUUACGCCCAAUAUGACUAUAUUGUCACCAUGCUCCAGACAGAUUCCCUUACCCGACAUGGAUUUGCGGCGUGGUGUGUCCUCACUUUUAUUUUACUCGCCUCAUUUGCCCCCUUGCGCAAGUGGAAUUAUGAAUUUUUUGUUAUUCAGCAUAUCGUAACUACGGCUGGUUUUCUUGCUGCUGUUUAUCUUCAUGCACCUAGUGAGGUCAAAAUCUGGGUGUGGAUUCCCAUUGGCCUUGUGUGUUUCGAUCGAUUUGCCCGGAUAUUAGUGUUGGCUUUCGCCAACUUGUCGAUAAUCCAUCUUUUCUCCGAGAAAAAGAAAGGGCCACUGUUCGCCAACAAAGCUACUUUCACCCCUCUUCCGGGGAACGUCAGUUACAUCUCGAUACCCAACCCUGUCAUCGAUUGGAAACCGGGUCAACACGUGUUUUUGGCAUGUCAUUUAAUAGCUCCCCUGCAGAGCCAUCCGUUUACUAUUAUGUCACUUCCGUGUGACGGUAGACUCGAUUUCUUUGUCCGUGCGGAAAGGGGAGGUAGUCGACGAUUUUUUCAGUAUGCAUCCAAGCAAAACUCAUCUUUGGGUGAGACACAGCCGUCGCUUAAGAAUGAAACAACGGUAUUUAUCGAAGGGCCUUACGGUAACAUCCGACCACUUCACCAGUUCGACAGCGUCGUUUUUUUCGCCGGUGGGAUGGGAUGUACCUAUACCAUGCCACUAAUGCGAGACAUUGUACAUAGAUGGAAACGGGAAUGUGAGGAUUCGUCCAGCACGGUUUCGAGAGUCCCGAAAAUGCCGUCCCUGCGACUUGCCGUUACGAAACGAGUCCGAUUUGUCUGGGUCAUAAAAUCCCGCAGCCAGCUUAGCUGGCUCGAGACUCAAUUCAAAGCGGUAUUGGAAGAUGUACGGUUGUGUGGACAAUUGAGCCCGACAUUUAACAAGGAAAUACAAAUCAGCAUUUACCUUACUUGUGACGAGACACUAGAAAAAGACGCUGCUACACGGACUAUUCUCGGUAUUCAUGAUAGGACAUCUCAUACACGGAUUGUGCCAGAGAAGAAAGAAAUGCACGAAAAGGUACAUGAAUCAGAGACACUUUUUGAACGAUCAUUUUAUUCUUCUUCAGAAUCAACAGACGUGAUUCAGGAGGCAAACUGCGGCCCCAGCUACACGUGCUGCUGCACCGCAACAAUCAAGGACGAAACUGAAAUUUCAUCGUCAACAGCAAAAUGCAACUGCUCCGGCCCUGCCGCAGCUGUAGAUAACACAUCUCAGUCUCCAUCAUUGUUAUCUCUACACAACUCAAACAAAUUCAAUACAAAAACCGGGAGACCACACCCACGCACGAUUAUUCGAUCGGCCCUCGAGCGUGCCGAAGGUGAAAGUGCCGUUGUUGUGUGUGGACCACAGGGUCUGGCAACAGAUGUGCGACAGAGUGUUGUAUCAUUGAGUGACGAACGGGCUAUACAUAAAGGAACCGGUGCGCAGGGUGUUUAUCUUCACAUAGAGAAUUUUGGGUGGUGA